Molecule: messenger RNA, 1676 nt
Organism: Polistes canadensis
Lineage: Eukaryota; Metazoa; Arthropoda; Insecta; Hymenoptera; Vespidae
Product: GPN-loop GTPase 1
Exons: 5
Coding region: 248-1384 (378 amino acids)
Molecular function (GO): GTPase activity
Source: RefSeq, a predicted model, not a curated record
AGUAUACAAAUCACGUUUUUUUUAUUCUGUGCAUCGUGAUUCGAAUUACGGAUCAAAUGUUAUAACACGAUAAUUGUUUUAGCAAAUUUAUAUGUACUUUCAUACAUAUUAAACGCGCGUGAAAUUUGUGAUAAGUUAUAAAAAAUUUAUCGAUAUAGACGACUGUAUUACAAAUUUAUAAGUUAAGCAUUACAGAAAGCUUAUACUAAUUUUGAGGUUAGACUGGAUAUUCCUUAAUUAUAUAAAAAUGUCCCAAUCAACAGAAAAUGUGAAGCUUGAAUCAAGCGAAGCGCAAGGUGAAGGUUCGCAAAGAAAAAAGCCAACCUGUAUUAUAGUUCUUGGAAUGGCUGGUUCUGGGAAAACUAGAUUUGUGCAAAGAGUUGUUUCUACUUUGUACAGUAUUAAAAAACCUUAUGUUAUCAAUUUAGAUCCAGCUUGUAAAGAAGUUCCUUAUCCUGCUAAUAUAGAUAUAAGGGAUACCGUUAAUUACAAAGAAGUUAUGAAACAAUAUGGCUUAGGUCCCAAUGGUGGUAUAGUUACAACAUUAAAUUUAUAUACUACAAAAUUUGAUCAAGUCAUGGAGUUUGUCGAUAAAGCGGGUAAAGAACAUGAUUAUGUGAUUUUUGAUACCCCAGGACAAAUAGAAGUAUUUACUUGGUCUGCAAGUGGUAGAAUUAUAACAGAAGCUUUGGCAUCUCAAUUUCCAACUAUUAUUGUAUAUGUGUUAGAUACAGCACGUAGUGUUAAUCCUGUUACAUUUAUGUCAAAUAUGCUCUAUGCGUGUUCCAUAUUAUAUAAAACAAAAUUACCAUUUAUUGUUGCUAUGAACAAGAUCGACAUCGUCAGUCACAGUUAUGCUGUUGAUUGGAUGCAGGAUUUUGAAGCUUUUCAUGACGCUCUUGAUUUUGAAACUAAUUAUAUCAGUAAUUUAACAAGAAGUAUGGCUCUUACUCUUGAUGAAUUUUAUUCUCAUUUACGUCAUUGCGGAGUUUCUGCUGUUACUGGGGAUGGUAUUAUCAAAUUUUUGGAACUUGUUGAAGAUGCGGUCAAAGAAUAUUAUAACGAGUACAAACCAAAUUUGGAGAAAUUGAAGCAACUGCGAGAAGUUCAGAGGAAAAAAAUUGAAAAGGAAGCUCUAGAAAAUGCUAAAAAAAGUGAUGAAGUGGAAACCACAUCAUUUGUAACAACCGUAAAGAGUGGUAGAGAAAUUUCAGAUAUAUAUCUAAAACAUGCUGGCAAUGAAUCGAGCGAGGAUGAGGAGGGCACAGAAAAUACUUACGAUGAUGAUGUUACAGAAAAGAAAGAGGUCGAAUCUUUCAAAACAUUUUUAGAAAGGCAUAAACAAGAACAAAUUAAUAAAAAAGUUACGAUUCAACAAGAAUAAUUUAGUACUAGUGAAAAUAUGUAGAUUAUAUUCUAUGUACAAAUGUCAUUAUUUUAUAUUUUAAAGUACAAAUGUACAUACAUAGUUUAUAUUUUACGUACAAAACAAAAAUAAUUCUUUUACUUUUUAAACUUUUAAAGUAUUCCUUUUAAUAAAACAUUGUUUCAAUUAGUCACUGUAAGGUAAUAUUUUAACAGAUAUAUAUAACAUAAUGUAAAGCACUCUUAUAUAUUAUGACAAUAUCAUUUUUUUAGAACAUUGAAUAAACUCAUUCGUAUAUGAAAAAAAAAAA